ACUGGCCAGAUAUGGUGACGGACGCGCAGCGUUAUGUGGCCGCGUGUCCGAUCUGCCAGCGAAUGAAGUCAUCACACCAGCGACCUACAGGACUGUUGCAGCCCCUCGGGCCACCUCAACGCCCAUGGCAACACGUAACGAUGGAUUUCGUUACGGGUCUACCGACCGGAUCCAUCGGAAACGACGCCGUAUUGGUUGUCGUUGACCGAUUGAUGAAAAUGGCGCAUUUCGCACUAUGUCGUACAACCUUCACAGCCGAAGAAACCGUGCGACUGUUCAUCUCGACCGUUGUUCGCCUACACGGGAUACCAGCAGCAAUCGUUAGCGAUCAAGACCCGAAGUUCACAUCGAAAUUUUGGCAGGACACGUGGGCUCGGUACGGCACGCGCCUGCAGUUCUCAUCCAAUUAUCAUUCUCAAACGGACGGUCAGUCAGAGAGGACAAACCAAACGAUGGAGCAGCUAAUUCGGACAAAUUGCCCCGACCGAAACAAAUGGGAGGAAGCGCUUCCCAUGUUGGAAUUCUCCUACAACAACGCACCCUCAGCCACGGCUAAUCACUUCUCGUUUUACCUCAAUUGCGGGAUGUACCCCACAGGACCUAUCUCCACCAAUGUCGAGAGUCAAUGAUUGAACACUUCGUUAUUCAUUUCCG
This is a messenger RNA of Closterium sp. NIES-67, 654 nucleotides long. NCBI's taxonomy places the organism in Eukaryota, Viridiplantae, Streptophyta, Zygnematophyceae, Desmidiales, Closteriaceae. The record is from the annotation of a GenBank genome assembly.